This is a messenger RNA of Nannizzia gypsea CBS 118893, 1413 nucleotides long. RefSeq names its product kinase isozyme 4. Gene Ontology annotation, biological process: regulation of glucose metabolic process; protein phosphorylation. Gene Ontology annotation, cellular component: mitochondrion. Bases 1 to 1413 code for a protein of 470 amino acids. The transcript has 2 exons. Lineage: Eukaryota; Fungi; Ascomycota; Eurotiomycetes; Onygenales; Arthrodermataceae. Gene Ontology annotation, molecular function: pyruvate dehydrogenase (acetyl-transferring) kinase activity. The record is from RefSeq and is a predicted model, not a curated record.
AUGGCAUUCCUACGAGCACACCCCCUGCGCACUGCACGGAGCCGGCUGAUCGCUGGUGGUGGCACUUCGCUGCGCUCCCUCUCCUCCAUCACGACGAGUAGCUGGUCCUACCCGCCCUCUGCGUCUGACGUAUCUACGGAUGAGAUUACUCGCCUCUCUGCCAGUCCUCGCCGGCCCCUGACGCUGUCAGAUCUUCUCCGACAUGGCCGACCACCACUCACGAGAGAAGCCCUCCUUGCAUCGGCAAACUUCACGCUCUCUCUCCUCCCUGCCAGACUGGCCUACCGUAUCCAGGCCCUGAGAAACCUGCCGUUUAUCGUCGUCUCGAACCCCCAUAUCUCCCAGAUUUACAACAACUACGUUCACUCCUUCACCACAUUAGUACCGUUCCAGAAGCGGAAGAUCUCAACGCCAGAGGAAGAGAGACAGUUCACCGAGAUCAUGGCUGAGCUGGUACAGACACACGACAAUACAAUUCCAGUGCUUGCGCGUGGGUUUCUAGAGUGUCGUAAAUACAUCAGUCCCGCCGAAGUGACUGCAUUUUUAGAUGAACAUCUCAGGGCUAGAAUCGGUACUCGCCUGAUUGCCCAGCAGCAUCUGGCACUUCACCACGCCUCUAUCUCAGAGAAUGGUAAUCUCCUUACCUCACGGGACAAAAAUCUGCCGUCCAACUAUAUCGGCGUAAUCGAUACGGCUCUUAAACCCGCACGUUUGAUAAAGGUCUGUGAGGAAUUCGUUGCCGAGAUAUGCGAGCUCAAAUACGGCGUACGUCCUAGAGUAGUUAUCAACGGGGAGCCCGAAGCAACAUUCGCCCAUAUCCCGGUUCACGUCGAAUAUAUACUCACCGAACUCCUAAAGAAUGCCUUCCGGGCAACGGUGGAGGCCGGAAACGAGCGUGAGCCCAUCGAAGUAACCAUCGCCUCCGCACCCAAUACGCCGUCAACUACCGGUGUUGAACACGCCGUGCCUGAGCCCGAGAAAAAUCCAAACUCCCUUGGAACGGGUUCCCAGAGUGACUUCCAGAUGAGCAUCGGAAUGCAUAAAUCUAGGCCCCUAGUGCCGGGUCCGAUGUUCGAACCACUCAAAUCAUCUGCCCAGAGCAUCACAAUUCGCAUCAGGGACCGAGGAGGUGGCAUACCUCCUGAGAUUCUCUCUGAUAUCUGGUCCUAUAGCUAUAGCACGUUCAACUCCGACCACCUUCCCGUGAGCGACAAUGGGAACGUCGAUGCCCUGAACGCAAUAUCAGGCAGUGGUGGCCAUAAUGCCAGCACCAUUGCAGGCCUUGGCUACGGACUCCCGCUUGGACGAGCGUACGCGGAAUACUUUGGCGGUGGCAUCGACAUCCAGAGUCUUUGGGGCUGGGGUACCGACGUGUACCUCACCCUACAAGGCGUUGGAAAAGUGCAAGGUUAA